CAGCGAAGCUCCUCUUCAUAAAAACCAAGCUUCAGGCACACGGUCUUGAUUUCUUCCCCAAAAGCAAAAGCUCUUGCCUUCCGUUCUUCGCAGAAUGUUUGGUUUUUCGUACGGCGAGCUCUUCCUCUUGAUCGGAGCCACCGCUGCUUUAGUCGGACCAAAGGAUUUGCCUAGGAUUGCAAGAAUGGCGGGGCGGUUAGCGGGUCGGUCAAUCGGGUAUGUCCAGUUAGCUCGGGGCCAAUUCGACAAUGUAAUGCAGCAAUCGCAGGCUCGCCAGGUUCAAAAGGAACUUCAAGAUGCGCUUGCACAGUUAGAUUCGAUUCGUUAUGAAGUACGAAGUCUGUCGCUUAUAAACCCCGGUCCUAUGACUCGAAAGCUGAUGGAAAAUGCUGAGGAACUAGCCGCUCCACGUAAUGGGGCCGACAGUUCAAUCGAGAAUACUAAGGAGGAAGUGAAGUUGACGACUAGUGUGACCAAGGAUAAUAUUAACUUCAGAACAUCAGAAUCACUUAAUUUGCAUACACAAGCCACUGCAUAUGCUAAAUUGGCUGAAUCUGCUGCUGUGAAAACUGGCUCUUUGAAAAGUAAUGAAGAGAAAGAGAGCCUUAUUGAUGAAAAUGGCCUUUUCACUGUUCUCCCAAUUUCAGCUGAAAGCACCGGAAUGCUACCAAAACGCAAGGAAAACGUUGAAGGAUCGGACAUUGUGUUGGAAGCAGUGCUUGAAGCAGAGGUAGCACGUAACGCCAAAGAUUUCUUUUCACAGCCUGAAAAUCAAAUACAAUGAACAGAAAAGCUACUGGGAUCAAUGAGAAUUGCUACAAAAAAGAGAGAGAGAGAGAGAGAGAGAGAGAGAGAAAAAAUGAUGGCAGUAGAGAAAUUUUGUUCACAUUUUAAAUUGCUGGUCUGUUUAUGUCUUGGGAUAUUUAUGGCGCAGGGGAUUGGAGAAGGACUAUAUAAUAUGUGAAACUUGUUUUUGGCUGUGAUAUUCAACACAUUGUAAAAAUUCUAGCUUGAUUUCUGUGAUUAACUGUUUGGGUUUAGUACUUUUCUUACAUUUAGCUGUGAAAACCUUAUACAACCUGCAGCUUUAUUUGCUUAUGAAGACUGUACAAUUAGUACUGUCACAUGUAAUUAUAGCACCAUUGUCUGUCAAGUUUAAGUGAAAUGACAAAGAUAGAUUGUCUUGUGUAACUUGUAACUGUUGUAAGACAGAAAAACAGUUGAAGCAUAAAUCAGUGAUGUUGAACUA
Molecule: messenger RNA, 1249 nt
Organism: Rosa rugosa (rugosa rose)
Lineage: Eukaryota; Viridiplantae; Streptophyta; Magnoliopsida; Rosales; Rosaceae
Exons: 7
Coding region: 95-784 (229 amino acids)
Source: RefSeq, a predicted model, not a curated record